Molecule: messenger RNA, 1538 nt
Organism: Magallana angulata
Lineage: Eukaryota; Metazoa; Mollusca; Bivalvia; Ostreida; Ostreidae
Exons: 10
Coding region: 1-1533 (510 amino acids)
Molecular function (GO): scavenger receptor activity
Source: RefSeq, a predicted model, not a curated record
AUGGUAAGGCCUCGAUCUGGGGGAACCGCCUUGCUGAUCAUGGUAUCCCCUACACCAGGGGUUAGCGCGAACGCAGACCCCCACACUAAAAAAUUACGUGUCCGAGUAACCCGCAUUUGGGGUUAUCGCAGACUUCAGCCAAACCGGAGUGCAAUGGUAAGGCCUCGAUCUGGGGGAACCGCCUUGCUGAUCAUGGUAUCCCCUACACCAGGGGUUAGCGCGAACGCAGACCCCCACACUAAAAAAUUACGUGUCCGAGUAACCCGCAUUUGGGGUUAUCGCAGACUUCAGCCAAACCGGAGUGCAAUGGUAAGGCCUCGAUCUGGGGGAACCGCCUUGCUGAUCAUGGUAUCCCCUACACCAGAUAAUUUAUCGGCAAAAAAGCGAACAAAUCAAUACAGACAUACGUAUACUUGCCCUUCGUGUGGUGCUGGUAAAGCCGUCGAUGGAAACAUGAGCACGUGUAUGCGAACAGAUGACAUUGGUAUAACCACAGCUUACGAUUCCAAAACAUGGUGGUAUGUUGACCUUGGAGGGAUAUACAAUGUGUACAACAUCAGAAUCGUGUUCAAGGAUUAUCCUGGUUACACCAUGAGACAGAGAGGUCGCUUCGCCGGGUUUUCUUUGUAUGUGUCUAACUCAACUGACAGACACCGUGGAUACCAGUGUUACAAGAACGGACCGGAAUUACCUCCUUUGGAUUUCAAUACAAACUGUACAGCACAUGGACGCUACGUUAUAUUCUACAACGAGAGAUUGAAUAAAUUAAAUUACCCAAGUGGUUAUCAACUCGCGUCAGUUUACACAGAGCUGUGUGACGUAGCAGUGACAGGUUGUGUCAACCUUGAUGUUUAUGGAAAUAACUGUGACAUCCCUUGUCUAGACAGUUGUCCGGAAAAUAGAUGUCACAUUGCCAAUGGAGCUUGUUUCCGUUGUGCACCUGGAUGGAUUGGAUCAUUCUGUAAUACAGAAUGUCCACCAGGAACAUACGGUGCUGGCUGUGCUCAGAACUGUAUUGGACACUGUAUAAAUGACGUGACAUGCAACAUAUCCACUGGCAGGUGUGACCAAGGCUGUAAACUGGGAUAUAUAUGGAAACUCUGUGAGAAAGUUAAAGAAUGUCCACCAGGAACAUACGGUGCUGGCUGUGCUCAGAACUGUAUUGGACACUGUAUAAAUGACGUGACAUGCAACGGAUCCACUGGCAGGUGUGACCAAGGCUGUAAACCGGGAUAUAUUGGGGAACUCUGUGAGAAAGCUAAUUUACAACUCGAUGGAUUGAAUGACAAUUGCAAGGAAUCAUCUUAUAUCGCUGGAUUGUCGUUCCUUGUAGUAACAGCUGCUAUCUUAGUUACCACAAUCCUCGUAAUCAUUAGGAGAUAUUACAAACUUGUAGAGGAGAUGCGCUCAAUGCAAUACUCUGCCAUCACCAGAAUAACACCACAAUUGGAGACCGAUGCAAAAGAGGGACAUCAAUACCAAGAACUUCGUAUAGAAGAAAACUCAUAUCACAACCUCACACUACGAAAUUAAUCAAA